UUCUAGGUCGUCCAUCUCCCUCUCCUCGCCGACGAUGAUUCCUGUACUAUUUCUUCUCUGCGCGCACUCCGCCACCGCCGCUGCCAACUCCGGUGGUGGUGGUCACCUGGCGACCGGCGCCGGCGGUGACGACGGCUUCAGCUGCUUCACGCGCAUGUUCAGCUUCGGCGACUCCAUCACCGACACGGGUAACUCCGCGACGAUCAGCCCCAACGCUUCUUUCAACAGACUCCCCUACGGCGAGACCUUCUUCGGCCGCCCCACCGGCCGCUACAGCGACGGCAGGCUCAUCGUCGACUUCCUAGCGGAGCUGGGGCUGCCGUUCUUGACGCCGUUCCUCCGCGGGCGGGAGACGGUGGCGGCGGAGGACUUCCGGCAUGGGGCGAACUUCGCGGUGGGUGGAGCGACGGCGCUGAGGCGGGAGUUCUUCGAGGAGAUGGGGCUUGACCUCACCAACAUACCGCCAUACUCGCUGGACGUGCAGGUGGAAUGGUUCAAGAGCGUGCUCCACUCGCUUGCCUCCGCAGACAAAGAACGCAAGAAAAUCAUGUCUAAAUCAAUUUUUAUAAUGGGGGAGAUUGGAGGAAACGACUACAAUCAGCCUUUCUUCCAAAACCAAUCCUUCAUCAAUGAGAUCAAGCCAUUGGUACCAAAAGUUAUAUCGAAGAUUGAGAACGCUAUCAAGGUCCUAAUCGACCUAGGAGCCAAGACGAUUAUUGUUCCAGGAAAUUUUCCUAUAGGGUGUGUUCCAGGUUAUCUCGGGAUAUUUCCAAACAAGUUAAGUCCUAAAGACUACGAUGUGUUUGGCUGCAUAAAGUGGUUGAAUGACUUCUCCAAGUACCACAACCAUGCGCUCAAGCGCAUGAUGCAUCGGAUCCCUCACGAUCCUACAAUCACCAUACUCUACGUCGACUACUACAAUACCGCUUUAGAGAUCACCCGUCACCCUGCCAUACAUGGGUUCAAGAGGGAGACUGUGUUUGUGGCAUGCUACAAGGGUGGCAACUCGUAGAUGAAUCUUUGCCCGACCCAUCAACACACAUAUCAUGGGAUGGGUUGCAUCUCACCGAAGCCGCUUACAAGUUCGUGGCCCAUCACAUGUUGCACGGACCAUAUUUGUUGAACCGUCCAUAUCUUCUAAAUGAUUUCAUGUACUACUAGCUCAAAAUCCAUAUAAUGGUGCUAGCAACUUUAAUCACCUAUACGUAUACAGGUGUAUGCGCGAGUGUGUGCGCCCAAUUAUACUUUCAAAUAAUUGACUUUUAUCAAUUUACAUAUAUAUAUAUAUACCAUAUACUCCAUCCGUUUCAGAUUAGUUAUCAUUCUAGCAUUUAAUUUUUGUUGUCAAAAUAGUUGUCAUUCUCACAUUUAAUUUUCUUUUAUCAAAAUACUGAUCAUUUAAAGGUGACCUUCCAUUUUACCUUUUAUUAAUGCACCAAUGCACAACUGGAUAAUCAGAGUUAAUGUUACUUUGGAAACUAAUGGGAUAUAGUUCAUGAGGGUAACAAUAUAAUUAAGUUGUGACAUUUUCUUGUUUGGUGUUAAAUUUCCUAGAAUGACAAAUAAUAAUCUGAAACAGAAGAAGUAAGUUUGUUCUUAAUUUUGAAAUUUAUUUUGUGAAUAAUCAGCUACACGUCAAUCUAGACCAGAAACUAAUUCAGAAAAUGCAAUGAUAGAUAGCUCUGUAUGCAUGGAAUUUGCCUGAGAAUAGGAUGCAUAUUACGAGAUUUUGAUACGCUACUAAAGAAUAGCUAAUAUAAGUCAGUAUUAUAGGUGCCGAAACAGCUAAAACCGGCACCUAAAGUGUUUUUCCCACCUCUUAUAGACUGAAAACAUAACAAAACCAACAUCUAUAAUAUAUUAUAGGUACCGGUUUUUUAAAAAAAACAGGCAUCUAUACAGUGAGCUGAGCCGAACCGGUGGGCUUAGCCCACCGCACCAACCACUCACUCACCACGCCUUUUUCCUCUUCUCUCCUCUUCUCUUUUUCCUCUCUCUCCUUCUUUCUUCUCUCUUCCUUUCCACUUCUACCUUCUCCUCUCCUCCUCCAUCCACCACGGCGGCAGCAUGCGCGGAGCCCUCUCCUCUGCCAGAUCCAGUGGGAGGGGAGGCGGUGGUUCGGCGGUAGCACGGCGGCGUCUUCCCCUCCGCCAGAUCUAGCGGGAGGGGAGGCGGCGACCCGUGCCUGGAGAUGGCGUGCGGCGGCAAGAGGGAGGCAGCCUACGCCCCUUUGCGGCGGGAGGCGGCGUGUGGCAUUGGGAUGGAGGUGGCCUGCACCGGAUCUAGCGACGUGGCGGUGCUAGCCCCUCGGCUGCGGGGAUCCGGAGGUGGGGCAUGGCGAGGACAGCCAUUGUGGAGGUGGGGCCGUCAGCUGGAGGUGUGACGGCGUCGGCCGCCAGCGUAUCCGUCUCUCUCCCUCCCUCCUUUGUGAUUUGUUGAUGUAUAUGUGAUCUAUUGUUGACCUAGAUGUGUUGUUUUUCUGAGGAUUAUUGACUACAGUUCGUGUUUAUGGA
Molecule: messenger RNA, 2513 nt
Organism: Oryza sativa Japonica Group (Japanese rice)
Lineage: Eukaryota; Viridiplantae; Streptophyta; Magnoliopsida; Poales; Poaceae
Source: RefSeq, a predicted model, not a curated record